AUGGGGGGCCAGUGGUACGGGGGCCACAGAAGCCACAGUGAGGACUUGGCUCUGACUCCCAGUGAGCUUAUCACCUUCGAGUUCUACUGUUAUGAUGCCCCGAGCGUGUCCGGGGCCUCACCUGUUCACCACCCUCCCUCUGCAGGAUGUCACGACCGGGCUGUCCUGCUCUACGAGUAUGUGGGCAAGCGGAUCGUGGACCUGCAGCACACCGAGGUCCCCGACGCCUACCGCGGCCGUGGCAUCGCCAAGCACCUGGCUAAGGCUGCUCUGGACUUUGUAGUGGAGGAGGACCUGAAGGCCCAUCUCACGUGCUGGUACAUCCAGAAGUACGUCAAGGAGAACCCCCUGCCACAGUACCUGGAGCGCCUCCAGCCAUAGCCCCGGCCCCGCGGGGCAGGAGCCCUCCGUGCCAGACCUCUCCUCGCGGCCUUCGCCCCGGCCCUCCGCGUGCUCUCAGGAAACCUGCUCCCCGCAGGGGACGGACUCAGAGUUAUUUUUGUAAGGACGCUCCUCGGUGGCCCCCGGAGGCUGCCGGCCGACGAUGGGCAGUGGUCCCCAGUGACGGGGAGGCCGGGCAGCCGAGGUCCCGGCGGUGGUCACUCUGCAGACGCUGGCUGGCUCCUCACGGGGCCACCCCCGCCUGUCGUGGGUGGGCCGGCGGAGGCCUGCGGCCAGGACUGCAAGGUGGCCAGGGCUGUCCCUGGGGCCGGUCUGGGUCCCACCUGCUGCUCACUGCUCUGUGAUCGGCAGGAGGGCUGAUUUGGGGCCCCUGCUGCCACCACCUAGGCUGUGUCCUUUGUGCGGACGAGAAGGGGAUUCCCUGAGUGGAGAGGAGCAGUUAGAAACCUGGCGUGCCAGCUUCCAGGGGCGUGGCAGCGAGCCUUCUCUUCCUCCAGCUCCUGCCCCCCCCGGCGCCGGGGGGCACGCGCCAAGGCGAGGGGCACCGCUCCUUCACGGGCAAGGUGUGCGGGGCGUGCACUGGGCACCGGCCACGGCUCACCCGGCGCUAUGUGCAGGGCUGUGUGCCAUGGAGUGGCUGCUGUUCUCUCCUUGGUACCUGUUCCCUUAAUUCCUUGCCCCCUCGUCUGUCAGCUUGGCAGGAAAUCGAGGUCCCGGUCCCCCGUGGCCGCCCUCCCUGUUUGCCCGGUCUGCCUGGACCCAGCCCCAGGCGCGCCCCGAGCACCAAGCACCAGGAGCCCCCCUUUCGCCGGCCUCUUGGCCGCCCUGUGGGUGGGGUUUCUCACAGAGGACCCUUUGGAGCUCAGGUGGGAGGGAGGCACACUGUCCUCACAAAAGCGUCCUCACCACCCGAAGGGAAGAAACAUUUCUGUGGAGGGAUUUCCUUUGUGGACAUUGGACAUCGGAGCAUCUUUCUCUUUUGUGGCAAGCUUCUGGCUGGGCAUGUUCUCUUGCCUGCCUGGGAUCCCAGGGUCCCUCCCAGACCAACUCUCCUGGUAAUGGCCUGGGAGGUGCACACCAGCACCCUUUCUUCCGUAGGCUUUGUGAGCUGGUGAGGGCUCGGGGUCCUGACCUCCUGUGCCCUCCUCCCCACAAGGGUCAAAUCCAUGCCCGCCUCUCUGUGGGGCUGGAGGGUGACCCUGGAGUCAGAGUCCCUUUGGGGCUGAGACAUCAGUUAACAGCACCUCCCCAGGGGUACCGUGUCCCCUCCAGGCCUCUGGCUGGUGGUGGGCUUGGGGAGGUGUGUGUGCUGGGGAGCCUGGUGGCCACGGUGACCCCUCACUUUCUCUGACUCGCUGUAGCGGACCUCGGCCCGUGGUUGCCUUCACACUCACCUCUUCGCUCCCGCUCUCGGCUCCCGCCGAGCUCACCACGACAAGCGACGCAGCUCAGGGGCUCCCCCCCCCCGCCCCCGCAGACAUUUGCACACACCCCUUCCCACCCAGUGGCAGGAGCAUCUAGAUCAGGAAAUGCACGGAGGCCGGGCAGCCUGCCCACGGGGCGUCCCUGAGCCCCAGAGAGGCACGAUCCUCAGCAUCCCCCACUGCCUCCCAUGUGCUCACUCCCAGCCCCACUCUGGCCUCUAAGAAUUCCCCUCCCCGAGGACUGAGGGCACUCCUCGCCUUUCCCACCAUGUUCCUCAGUGCUGUUGGCAAAGGGCUGUUGUGAGGAGCCGGAGAAGCCCCUGGGCCUCUGCUCUGCUGGUGGUCCGCGGCCAGGAAGAACUCUGGCAGGAAGUAGGAUCAGUUGCUGAGUCCCCUCCCAGGCUGGGGGUGUCCCACCCCUGGCGCAGCUCAAGGAAAGAGUGGGUUGUAGGCCCAAGAGUGGACAGAUGGGCCAGUCCGGGCCUUCUCCCUCUGACUCCUGGGGCAGGUGGGUUAUGGUCCCCUUCCCCUCCCUCUCCCCACCCACACAUGCCUUCCCAAGGUCAAACACAGACUCAGGCAUGAAAACUGCCCAGUAGCUGAGAAAACGGGGGCUGUUUCCCUCUGUGGCGUACAGGGUGAGGUGAACCAGCUCCAGGAGGGGACUUGGGCCCAAGGCCCUCCCAGUCCAGCCAUGGCAGGGAGCCCUACAGCAGUAGCACACGGGACCCCGGGGAGGUCCCCGGGGCCAGCAGGGCGAACGGGAGCAGAGAGCCAGGUGGCGCUGAGAGGGCAGCCCUGUCCCAGUCCUCCAUGGGUCCCAGCCGGAACCUUGUUCUUAACUGCAGGUGACAUGCCACACUUGGGCAGCAUACACACAAAGCAGUACUUGAACCAGGAGACAUGCAGGGCUUCGGGGGACUUAGAUCAGCCCCGGGCCCAGGAACAGCUUGUCCCCAGUUCCUGUAGGAGUGACCUGGAACCUCCUCGCGUCCAGCUGCCUUAAUGUACCGCCGCCCCCACCACAGCGUCCAGCCCGCCCUCAGUCUUCAGCAGAGCCUCAAGACGGCAGCGGCCUGCCCUCCGAGGCUGGGACCCUGGUCUGCAGCAGACACAGGCCCGGAGCCCCAAGCCCAGCCCCCUGGUGCUACUCUGGUGCUCCAGUGUUGCCUGCACCCAUCCGGCCUGCUCCAGGAGCCCUGCCCCGGCAGGCAGGUCACGAGGGCCACUUCCACCUGCAGGGGCAGGGGGACGCUUGGGGAUCUGACCCUGGCCCCCCCUUCCAGCAGAUUGCCCCAAAGGCCCUGCGCUCUCCUGCCAUGUCUUGCUGGGGGCGGGGUUCUUUUUCUUGCCCGGUCAAAAUAGCUGGUAACUCAUGUGCCUUUCCUACUCAGGACCUGUUCCAGGUGGUGUCUGGGCCAAGGCCCAUCUCCAGACCUGCUCCCUUUGUUAUUUUUCAAACUCCUGAACAGAUUGCAUGACAUACGUUUCAAUAAAAGGUGU
Neomonachus schauinslandi (Hawaiian monk seal) is the source of this 3329-nucleotide messenger RNA. RefSeq names its product N-acetyltransferase domain containing 1 (gene NATD1). Lineage: Eukaryota; Metazoa; Chordata; Mammalia; Carnivora; Phocidae. Bases 1 to 381 code for a protein of 126 amino acids. The transcript is spliced from 4 exons. The record is from RefSeq and is a predicted model, not a curated record.